AGGUGAAGCCUGAGACAACGUAAUUUUUGCUACAGUUUGGUUUUUUUUGUAUUCUUGUGUGUUUCGUGUUUAUUUAAUAACAACAAGCUCCAACAUAAAAUUCCCAACAUCGCAAGGCGCGCAGCUUCCAUUCUGUGCUAUAAUUGGCGUCUAUUUGGUGAACUAGAUACGUAUUAUAAACAAAUAAUUUUCGGCAAUCACUUUAAUAACAUCGAAAAACAAAUCUGUGUGAUUAUAAGUUAAGGCAUAUUAGAGAACAGUGUACAUACUGGCUACAAUAAAUAAAUAUGCGAAUCAUUUCGCCGAGUAUACGAGGCAUCGAGUCCUAUGGAGCUUAAUCUGACAAGUAUUUCAGGAACUACUAAUAAUAAUCACUAAAAACGUGAAUAUUAAAUAUUAUUACUUGUGUUGGCUGUUGCGACCUUUACAGAAGAUCAGUAUUAAACGAAAGCGUAAUGUUUUUUAAACUUGCCAAUAGCCAAUAGAGUAGAUAUUUUAGCUGUAACUUCAAUGUCGUUGUUUGCGUUUUCAAUGAUUUCAUCUUGCUCAAAUCAUUGAUGAAAUGAAUUAAUUGUAGGCCUCUAACCACUAAUGCGUUUCCUGCAAUAAUUACAAAUUGCAUGCUUUUGCGCAAUAUGGCAUCAGAAGUCAAGAACAAGUAAGCAGCUGUGGUCGCAGUUGCAGUCAUAAAUCUUUAUUACACUUAUGCCGAUUGAAAAUGGAGAAUUGUAAAAACAACAAUCGAUCAACGACAACGCUGCAGCAGCAAAACCAACAUCAGCAUGCAGCUUCAACUUCCGCUGGGACUAUCGGCAGUAACAGCAACUGCCCGACUCCGAUCAACACAGAACAGCCGCGAAGCGCAUAUUUUGAGUACGCCCCACCUACACCAGAUCCAGGGACUGACUAUGACGACAUCAGUAGCAGCAAAAGCACGCCUUAUUAUACACCACUGGAAUUUAUCCAGGGCACUUUUGAUUUUCCAUCACCCACCAAACUGGAGCACAUGGAGGAUAUAGUCGAGCUGUCUAGCCAAUCUCCACAAACGCUUGAACAAGCGGAAUUGGCUCUGCAACGUAAAACUCCUACGCCAACACAAACGGCUACGUCGCGUUCAUUGGUAGGAGCUAGACAACAAUUGUCCAGUAGUACUUCGCCUAUAGUGUCCAGAAAAUUGCGACGGUUUUCUCUCAAUGAACGGCGUUCUUGUUCACCUCAGCAAUUGUUGAUAAAAAAUGUUGUGUCCGCAUCGAUGGACAGCAGUUCAGAAUGUGUGUCGGCAUUAGCAGAUAAGGAAAAUGCGAAACCAUUUCUUAGAUCAGGGGUCUCGGACAGGAGAGACACUCAUUUGCUCUCGAAUAGCGGCAAUAGCUCUCCGAUCGCGCUAACGGACGCUGAUUCAGCUUCACCAAAGAUUAUCGACUUAAAUAUGGCCGGAGGCAGUAGCAGUGGUACUCGUCUACCCUGUUCACCAAAAUUAUUGGCUUCGCUAAAUAAUCUGAAUUUGACUGGUUCACCACUUGGCGUUAUUAGCUCAGCGGGAUAUAAAAAUGGCAAUUACUUUAAAUUUCCAGAGAUCGACCAAGUGGUGCGUGAACAAUCUGGUUUAGAUCCGCAAUCUGACGAUACAGGUGACAAUCAACAAACUCGAAGCAGACAACGCAGCAAAGAAGCUAGCAAAGAUCGGCAGAAAUCAGUUGCUUAUGGUAGUAGUAAUUUAAACACCAAUUCCAACAGUAAUAGUCAAGAUAAGGUGAACAUGGAUGACUGCAUAACCGCAGUGGCAGCAAAACCAAAUGCAAUAGCGUUCACCGCAGUGGACAGUAAGAAAAAUCGUAAAAACAAAAAUAACUUGACUAUAAAAAUUACAGAUGUUCCCUGUACAAUGAAAGGACCAAGCGGGGUCGCGUCCGCCUCACCUUCACCCACGCCAAAACCGAAAACACCAACCAUCAAAAACACCAAAGAGAAAGCGCUGUCACUUGACUCGGCCGCACGAGAAUCUGAACUUACCAUAAUUGUCUCGUCCGGGGGGCGAAAUGAUUCGCAUGGGAGUUGUGACGAGAUUGACGCUCAGACGCUUCGUCGUAGCUGUCUUUCCCUUCAACAGUUUAUGCCACGUAGCGUGAGUGGCGCACGUUUCGAGCGGGUUGGUGGUGAUCGGAGCUUACGACUUCCAUCGACGGCCACCAGUAACCGAUCAACUUCACUGUCCCAAUUAGCACUGCUCGGCGAUGGCGUAGUCGCUACACAUUCACAUCUGCAAACCCAAUCCCUAUAUCCUAGCAGCACUACACCGCUGAGUGGUAGUAGUUUUCCUCGCACACCACGUCGACGGCUAACAGGUGGCAGUAGUGGGAGCAGCAAUGCGUCUACCGAGUGGUUGGCGGCUUAUCACCGCAACCGAAACUCUGCAGAUGCUUAUGGCAGUCCUGCCACUGGUGAGGGAGAUUUACUCAAUCAUCCACAAGUCGAUAUUGAAACUGUGGUAGUGCUCCAGGAGGAAGCCGGUGAUGAAAAUCCUACAGAUAAUAACAAAACGCUACUUUGCGCACCUUAUGCGCCUGGAGUAACGACACUAGCUCUUACACCACAUCGCGGCAUGUACAAGCAUAACGCUAUUUUGCAUGCGUCAAAUACGAAUUUAAAAACGCUGCCUGAAUUCCUAACACUAGUUGAGUUCUCCACUACAACAGGUACACCUGGAGCGCAUCAACCACACAAACAGAAGUCAAUGGAACUUCCUAGUGUCGCGAUGCGCCCCAAAGCGGGCGCAUCAGCUUCAUCCACCAAUUUGCUCCAGCGGCGCGGCUCUAAUCACAGUCUUACGCUGAAUCUGCACGGUUCUUGCAGCAAUCUUCUUGGUAAUUGUCGCAGUGGCUUAAGCGUCUCCAACUACAGUCUUGGCUCCGCAGUGAACAACUCCACAACAAACCUUAACUCGAAAUCAAGCUGUAAUCUAGACUUGAGCGGCGCACCCAUAACCAAUCAGCCACAUCCCCGAGCUACUUCGACACAAGGCACUAAACAAAGCCUCUUUCGUCGGCGCGGCUCCAAUCAGAGUCUAACGCUCACAAACUUAACAGCAGCUUCAUGCGGCAAUCUGAACUCUUAUGCUAGUCAGCAUUCGUUAAACAAAGUUACGCGUACCACUUCGUUCAUAACAUCAACACAAAAUACGACGAGUAAUGCUACACCAAAGAGGGGACUAUUAGAGCGACGCGGUUCCAAUCAGAGCUUGACACUGAAUAUGGGCAGUUCAUUUGGCGGCAUUGGCACCGAACGACACGUGCACACUAGCAGCAGUCUGUACUUAGGUGACGCUUGCGCCCAGGAAGCCAACGUGAAUGCACUGCACUCCAAACCAUCAUGUGCACCGCCUACACCGCAUCGGCGUUUUUUCAGUAGCGAAAGCCUAAAUCGUGGUUCCACGCCCUUCGCGGAUUUAAAUCAAGCGCAUCGGCGAAACGCUAAACAAGUUUGUUUCGGCUCCGUAUCCGAUCUGAAGCCUAGCGCCAGCAUGUCGGUGGAUUGUGACAGUGGCAAUGGCACCGGUACUAGUAACCAGUCUUUACAGGGCGAAAUGCGUCGGGACAGCUUUAAUUUUCAGGAUAGCACAGUGUGCUCGUGUACUGGUGUAAGAAACAUUAUGACGCGCCCGUUAUCACCGCAAAGCACAAGUGAAGAGUUCAAGAUCUACUUGGCCAAUAUACAGAUGUUGCAAAACGCUUCCAAUGCCCUUAAUCAGCUCGAUCUAAUCAAACUUAACUACAUUUUCGACAACAGCUAUGCAUCUAACAACAAAGGCUUGGCAGAACAAGCGGUGCCCAUGCUAAGCGUGCGAACUAAUAAAGAGGCUGAGACGCCACCAGGAAUGCGCGUUACUACCUCCGAAGACUGUGAAGUAGACGAACGCUAUUUGUCCACUGUGCAGCCAGUAUUGGAAACGAUACAACCCGACGACGACGAGCAAAAGCGAAUCUUUUGCGACUUGCAUAAAGAGUUUUGGGAUCUUCCGUUAAAUCAUCAAGAGAAACCAAUGGUCUUCGGUUCGCAGGCAAAGAAUCGUUACAAAACAAUUUUGCCAAACGAAAAUUCACGGGUGCUAUUGGAAAAGGAGGGGAAACAAUUAGCAGAAUUAGCCGAAGAUAUUCGCGAAGAGCACACACAGUUGGCCGAGCACAUAUCACGGCAGCUCAACGUAUCAGACGAAGUACCCUAUAUUAAUGCAAAUUACAUAAAGGGUCCAGAUUACACAUCUAAAUGUUACGUCGCUACUCAGGGACCCUUGCCGAACACGAUCUUCGAAUUCUGGCUAAUGGUGUACCAGAAUACACGCCGAUAUUUCCAAACCACCAGUAAUAAGGCGGGGACGGUUCCAUAUUAUCAAAAAGUCAUAAUGCUCACGAAUUUCGCCGAAAACAAUCGACAAAAAUGUGCCGUCUAUUUUCCCGUCGAACUAAACGAAAUACUUAUAACGACAAGCUGGCAUGAGCUCGUUGUACCCACUGCAGAAGCAGUGGACUUCUUCAACGCCUAUUUGCUGCAAAACGAAACAACUCCACCACCGCUACAUUUGCCCGAUGACGGGACUGAACCUGAAUUGCACGUUGGGAUCGAGUGUUACCUUGCAAAAGUGAAUGAAGAACUGCAGUUAUUUCUGCCAUUGCUGCAAGGCAACUACUUUGUUAUCAAAAAUAUUGGAAUCGUACGCAAGAACGGUUUUUCAAUACGUAAACUGGUCAUAUUGUAUUGCAUCAAUAUAGGGGCGAGUGCGGAGGAAUGUGGUGAUGGUGUAAGUCGAAGUACUCAAUUGCUAAUCAAUCGGUUAUAUUGCUACCAUUACUGGUAUCCCGACUGGCCUGACCACCGUUCGCCGCGCGACAUCAAUACACUACUCGACAUCUGUCUACAUAUACUGAAUCUUGGAAAAUGCGAAUCAGAAUUCGAAGCAUUCGACAUGGCUGAUGAUGACAUUAUUUCAGUUUUACAGCCACAUCACGCUUCUCAUGUGUCCGCUCAAGCGAUAGACUUAUAUCAACAGGACAUAUUCAAUGCAGUGCAGCCAUUGCCGGUCAUACAUUGUUCCGCAGGAAUCGGACGCACUGGAUGUCUAACAGCCAUACUGAACGCUGUGCGCCAGUUAAGGCAAUCAUUCGCCUAUUCGCUAACUACAAUGGCCGCGGAGGCUCGCAAAGAGCGGGAAAGCAGCGCUGGCGCUGGAGGUGAAUUAGCGGCACAAGCAUUGCUGAGUCCAGUUGACUUUGAGUUACCCGAUCAGUUUGUGGCAGAGGCGCAGUACGCUAUUGCCACGCUUAACGGUGUGACCGACACUGAUAGCAGUUUCACGCGCAAUACCCUCUACUAUGUAAAUUACAUACUGAGGCGGCGACAAGAACAGCAGCGACAGCAGAAGGAAAGUAGCGAAAGAGUUACAGGCCUGACGAGCAAUACGGAAUCAUUUAAGUACACUGAAACGGAUAAAAAACUCGAUCCUCCUGAAAAGAUGAAUGCAGUCGAUUUAGCAGAUGAAAAGGAAACAUUUCCAUGGCCUUUGCCUGCGCUGAAUGAACUGCCAAAAAUUCCUGACGUUUUCGUCGACGUGCUAGGUAUUGUUUGUAAUCUGCGUUUACAGCGUGGUGGUAUGGUACAAAAUUCAGAACAGUAUGAAUUGAUACAUCGAACCAUAUGUCUAUAUCUCAAGCGUACGUUUGCGUUGAAGCGUUUUUAAGGAGGUAUUGAUCACAAAAAGUUCACACAGCUUAAAAGUUACCAAAUUCUUCGUAGCACUUCAAACAGUUAUAAAAGGCAAAUUGCCCAAAAUGUGUCGAAUAACAUGAAAUAUAUGUAAACUUCGAAGAGCAUUGCAACUGACAAACAUUUAAGCAAACAACGAUUCUUUUAUUAUUUAGGAUGUUAUUUGCAGCAAAUCGCUUUCAGUGUUUACGUUAAAAAUAUUAAUGGGCUAGUCUAAUUUUAAUUUAAAUGUUUUAAUUUAAACGAAAGAAAUAAGUGGUAGUUAUUUUUUUUUUUUAAUUUGGACUUGAUUGGGUUUAAAGUGUUGGUAACUACAUUUUUUUUUUUUUUGUGUUGAUAAUUAAGAGACUACUUAUAUAAAGUAAAUCAACGAAUAUAUCAAAAUCACUUUUUGUUGAAACAUAACAUAUAAAUCUAUGUUAGCGCGAGUUAUAACAUUCGAAUUAUAAUUAAUUUAUUUUUCACAAACUGGUUUUUAGUUUUUAGUUUUAAUCAAUUCGCAAUUCUGAACUUAUUUCAAGCUUUUAGUAUUUAUGUAUUGUAAUUUUAUAAAUAAUUAAUUAUUUGGGCAGCAUAUUACUUUUAAAAUUAAAUAGUGGCCCGAGCGUAGGCAAAAAAACACCAUAA
Molecule: messenger RNA, 6384 nt
Organism: Anastrepha ludens (Mexican fruit fly)
Lineage: Eukaryota; Metazoa; Arthropoda; Insecta; Diptera; Tephritidae
Gene: PTP-ER
Exons: 4
Coding region: 719-5731 (1670 amino acids)
Biological process (GO): protein dephosphorylation
Molecular function (GO): protein tyrosine phosphatase activity
Source: RefSeq, a predicted model, not a curated record